Molecule: messenger RNA, 4140 nt
Organism: Polypterus senegalus (gray bichir)
Lineage: Eukaryota; Metazoa; Chordata; Cladistia; Polypteriformes; Polypteridae
Product: Fc receptor-like protein 5
Exons: 9
Coding region: 59-1681 (540 amino acids)
Biological process (GO): cell surface receptor signaling pathway
Molecular function (GO): transmembrane signaling receptor activity
Source: RefSeq, a predicted model, not a curated record
UCAUGCAAAGGAGGAAGAUUCUGCGGAGGCACAUUUCCUGGGCUGUGUUGUAUAUAAGAUGCAGACAAGUCGACUUUACUGGAUUGUUUGGCUGAUGGCGAUGACUUCCUUGGCAUAUGCAGAGAAUCCUAAGGUGACACUAAAGAUAAAGAAUCAGGAAGAAGUUUACAUGAGUGACAAUGUGACACUGGAGUGCAGUAUUAAGAGUGACUUACCUAACUGGAAAUAUCACUGGUACGCAUGGAGAUUAUCAGCCCAGUUGCAAGAUGUUUAUGGCAUCCUGGAAGACACAAACAUACUUCAGGUGGUGUUGUCAUUUGAAACUGAAGUGUACUGGUGUGCUGCUGUCAGAGAUGAUCAUCCUUAUUACUUCGAGUUCAGCAAUUCUGUGACACUGACUGUUCAAGAGAAACCAAAGGCGACACUGAAAAUGAGGAGACCUGUGCACAUUGGAGACACACUGACCCUGAACUGUAGCAUUGAAGGGGUCUUUACUGGCUGGAGAUACACCUGGUAUAAACUGAACUGGACAGGAGGGAGUGAUUUACUUUAUGAAACCACUGAAGACACUUACACUGUCCAGUCUGUGACUCAGUCUGAUGCUGGAGUGUACUGGUGUGCUGGUGAAAGAGAUGGGCGUCUUCAAUACUCUGAGCCCAGCAAUGCUGUUACACUGAGUAUUCAAGAGAAAAGAAAGGUUGUACUGAAGAUGAGAAGUGAGAAAGAAGUGAUUUACGAAGGUGACAAUGUGACUCUGGAGUGCAGAAUUGAGGGGGGUUUACCUGGCUGGAGAUAUCACUGGUUUAAAAGUAGCUGGGAAAACAAGUGGAUGGAGAUCACUGGCACCACUGCAGACACGUACACGAUGGAGUCUGUGAGCUUCUAUGACAGUAGAGAGUACUGGUGUUGGGCUGUCAGAGAUGAUCCACCUGAUUACUCAGAGGUCAGCAAUACUGUGACAGUGAAUCUUCAAGGUGAAUUAAAUGAGACACUAAAAACGAAGAAUAACGGACCCUUAUACGUUGGAGGCAACGUGACUCUGAAAUGCAGCUUUGACAGCAGCUUUAACGACGGGGGAUAUAACUGGAGGAAAUGGAGCUGGACAGAAGGGAUGGAACAGCUUUACACUGGAAACGCUUACAUAAUUCCGUCUGUGACUCAGUCCGAUAAUGGACUAUACUGUUGUUCGGACUUUUCUCCAUCGUCACAUCUCAUUGCUGUUUUUCUACUGAGUGCUCAAGCAACACAAAAAGUGACACUGAAGAUAAAGAAUCCGAAGAUACCAUUUUACAUUGGUGACAACGUGACUCUGGAGUGCAGCAGUGAGGGUGACUUAUCUGGCUGGACAUAUCGUUGGUACCACUGGAGCCAUGCAGGCAUGUGGAAUGAGCUUAAGAAUACCACUCAAGACACUUACACUCUCCAGUCUGUGGCUCAGUCCGAUGGUGGAAAGUACUGGUGUUACGCUUUCACAGACGAUCCCCUGCAUUACACAGAGUUCAGCAAUGCUGUGACACUGACUGUUAAAGUUGAUUAUUUAGCAGGAAAUGGAAUUCAAAUCGGAUUAUCAUGUCUGGUGCUAAUUGUGCUGCUGGUACUCAUGAGCGAGUGCUUCUGGAUCAGAGUGCUUUUGACUGGCAGAUCUGCUGAGAGUGAUAGUGAGAGGCACAAAGUGAUCUGAGGCUUUGAAUGAGACUGGUGAUUCCAGAGAUGAUAUAUCAAGGCCUAAAUGAUGAUGGCUGCAGUUCUUGUUAACAGUGAAAGAACAGAAGUGAACUCAACAGCGAUCUGCAAGGUUCAUGUCCACACUCUUUGCAUUACCUUUACAUUUAUUUGCUUAGGAAAUGGUUUUAUCCAAAGGGACUUCCAAAAAAGUCCACAUAAUCAAGUGAGGAAUUGCUUGGUGCCAGGUGUUACAGGACAAGGUGACUACAUUUAUCACAAGUCCAGAACAAAAUGCAAGUGAAUUAAAAUUCCUAGGUUAUGAAAACCUGACAGCUAAGAUCAUUGGCUUUCAGAUGUUUUAAAAUUGUUAGACUUUAUUUUUGUAAUUCAUUUUCUUUGUAAUUGCUUUUCUCUACUGAACCUGUUACCACACUUUGAGACAUUUUUGAAGACUCCUGUCUUAGCACAUUUUACUCCUUAAUAUGACAUUGGUUCUACUACUUUCUUUUUUGGUCUCCAGCUUAGAUCAGUCCUUCAGGCCUGUUUAAUAUUUUUAUCGUUUUCACUUACCACCCAACAAUCUUAACCAAACUAUAUUCCUUUAUAGUUCUAUCCACAAAACCAGUAUGUGAAUUGCCUCACAACAUACUUUACAUUCUCAGUCUACUGGACAAUGUGAUCUGUCCAUGGCUACUGGCCUCCAAUGGUCCUAUAUUUUUAAAAACUUUGCUAUCGUUACUAGAAACCUCAACCUCCAAAAUAUUACAUUUAAGUUUGCAUGCAGAUUAUACGUCACACCACAUAAAUGAUUUCUUACGGGCUUUGCCUCUUGAUGCCAUUUGUGUCAAUCUGGGGCAUUAUGUCUUUUCUUCACUUGUUAUGGGAAGGUCCCAUCAUAGCUACUUUUUGGUCUAAUGUUGCUUGUUUUCUGUCUUCCAUUUCUUCUACCAGAGUUCUUCUGAGUCCUCACUAUUUUCUUUUUCUUGAUCUGUCUUUCCUAUCACUAAAUCUUCUCCAGCCAAGGUUAUUCUCUUCACCUCUCCUGCUGCUAAAUCAGUUUUGAUAACCUGAUGGAAAUCCUGAUUGCCAAUCAGUUUCAACUGAAAAGACUCUUUUCUUAAUUUUAUACUCUUAGAGCUUUCGACAGCAAGGAUUAACGCAGCAUGCGGGACUAAUACAAGCAAGUGACAACACUGAGUCAAAAAUCAUUCAAAAGGGGGAUUCUCACUGCCGUUCAAGACAGCACCCCUUGGAUUCUGGGGACCAGUUGGCUUGGCUCUCAGUUCAGCCACAUAUAAGCAAUGUUGGGCAGAAUACUUGAGAAAAAGUAUUUAGAUACUCAAUACUGAAGGAACAGCCCUUAGUGUAUUCUAAUUUGUAUUCUGACUGAAUGCUCAAAAUGUGUAACUUAUUCUGAACACUUUAUAAAUAUUUUUCAAAUAGUUUCAGAUGCUGAUCUAUAGCAAAUGGUAUAACAAGUUAAACAUAUUUAAUGUAAAUCAUGACCUGAAAAUGCACUUCAGUCUCACAUGAAACAGAAGAUGUUCAUCAAAAACAAAGGAAACCCACUUUUUCAGAAAUCUAUUAUUAAUAAACGUUUAAUAUUUUGAAAAAAUAGGCUGGUGUGGUAGGCUGGUGCCCUGCCCAGGGUUUGUAAUUCACUGAAAUGUUAGCAUUUGCAUGUAACCUAUGCACAUCCUCACAUGUACCUUAAAUCAAAUCAAGCGACACACCACUUUUCACAUUUUCAUUUUCUCGUCAAAAGACAGCACUUUGCGCUUCCUCUUAGCCUUUGAGUGAUUGCUUUGGCCACUUAUCUGGUCUUUGUAGCCAUUUUUGCACAGAAACAAAGGGUGCACAUGUAAGCCUUCUUUCUUUUACGCGGGUCCUUCAAUUCCUGACAUCUUCCACCAUAAGAGAUGAGCACACGUGUACACAAUGUACUCUGCACCACGCAACUAUGUCUUAUCCGGCCAAAUAAAGUCAACCACAAAUCACCAUAUUAAUUCCACUUUUAAAUUUAGUAACUUUAAGUGGAAAUUAGGCUCAAGAGGAUAAAAAGCAAACAGAAUAGCCACAAUCAAACAGUUUUACAUUCCCUCCUCAUCUGUAGCGCUGCUGAUUUAAACAUGAAAUAAUUACUUAACUGCUACUCGUUAAACCACAAACAAAUAUAAAGUAACAACAAAUGUGUUUUAGAAAACUGGAUAAAGACAGCAAGGUUUAUGAAAGAGCUUAGCUUGCCUAAAAGGCAAACAGAAACUGCCAAAAUUAGCAGCAUGUUGCAAACUAUUUGCAUCAACAGCACAGUUGCUUCCAGCCACGAAGGAAUGAGAUCAAGCGUUAGGCUUCCUAAAAGACAACAAUUAAAACCACAAUCUCCCAAUGCCUGAACAUUAAAGGUGUGAUGUGCUCGCUGCUGCUGGUUCGAGUGAGGACUCUUGCAGACGAGUUUUGAAUAAGCUGGAGCUGUAA